This is a messenger RNA of Meriones unguiculatus (Mongolian gerbil), 3663 nucleotides long. RefSeq names its product musashi RNA binding protein 1 (gene Msi1). Gene Ontology annotation, molecular function: RNA binding. Gene Ontology annotation, cellular component: cytoplasm. Lineage: Eukaryota; Metazoa; Chordata; Mammalia; Rodentia; Muridae. The transcript is spliced from 12 exons. Bases 1006 to 1866 code for a protein of 286 amino acids. The record is from RefSeq and is a predicted model, not a curated record.
GGAAGGGCCAAGAUGCCACACACACACACACACACACACACACACACCAAGUAUUGGUGAGGGAAGCAGCAAUUAGUACCCUCUCGGAGUACUAAUCUGAUACUUCAGGCUUUGGGUGGAGCUGGGUCCCUCUCCUACCCCAGACUGAGUGAGUCAGGGCUGCAGUGACCCACGGUGGCAUCUCUGAAAUCUAACUACGCUCUGACUCUGUGACACCCCCUUUUCCACUCCAGACCAAUGGCAAAGCAUCCCAGGGUCCCCCUCCGUUUCUCCUUCCCGGACUUUGGUCAGCGAGCUCCUUGCUUUUGUACAAGACACGCACCUGCUUUGCCCUUACAGGGCAUUUAUGAACAGGGAGCUAGCUUGCAUGGAAAAGGAAAAAAAGUCCUCCGAAGACCAGAUCUUAGGAGACCCUGCUUGUUUGGCAUUCAAACUCCUGGAACAUUUUGCUUUUUUCCCACUGUUCCCCAGUGUCUUGGACCCUGCAGGGGGCGCUGGCGGAGGCCAGCUCAGGGGUUCUAGAAGGAAAAGGAGAAAACCAGAGGAUGGCUGACUUGAUGGAGGGGGUGUCUGUCUGCCAGGGGGGCUGGGACAGUGUGACCUCUCUCUACACUCCCCCAUUCUUCCCCAGUCCUGGGCCUCCCUGCUUGGGCCAGUUACUGGCUCCUGUUUACCUGCAACAAUGGCUGGUUGUGCCGGAGAAUUUGUUAAAUUACCGUCUGUCCCCAGCGUCUGUUAUCUCUGCCAGUGGCUCCCACUCCUGCUCACAGUAAUGAGCGAAUGAGGCCAGGCCUCGACUUUGCCUGCUCUGAAAGGAUCUUCUUGGCUCAGCCGGAGUGACCCAGGCUGAAAAAGGAGAGACAGUGGCCUAUUGUUUUUGGCGAUUAUCUGCCAUCGAGCUGCCUGCUCUCCUACCAUCCCCUGUCCUCAGAAUGCACCGAUGGCUUCUGCUGCUCUCAGGAAGCUGAGUGCUGGGGCUGGGGCUGGGGGCUGGAGGAGUCCGAGAUGAAUAAGGGAGGGAAGGAGGGGAGAAAGGAUGGUGAGAUUGACCCCAAGGUGGCCUUUCCUCGGAGAGCACAGCCUAAGAUGGUCACGAGAACCAAGAAGAUCUUCGUGGGCGGCCUGUCGGUGAACACCACGGUGGAGGAUGUGAAGCAGUAUUUUGAACAGUUUGGAAAGGUGGACGAUGCCAUGCUGAUGUUCGACAAGACCACCAACAGGCACAGAGGGUUCGGGUUUGUCACGUUCGAGAGUGAGGACAUCGUAGAGAAAGUCUGUGAAAUCCACUUCCAUGAAAUCAACAACAAAAUGGUGGAAUGCAAGAAAGCUCAGCCAAAGGAGGUGAUGUCCCCGACGGGGUCUGCCCGGGGCAGGUCUAGAGUCAUGCCCUACGGAAUGGACGCCUUCAUGCUGGGCAUUGGCAUGCUAGGCUACCCAGGUUUCCAAGCCACGACCUAUGCCAGCCGGAGUUACACAGGCCUUGCCCCUGGCUACACCUACCAGUUCCCUGAAUUCCGUGUAGAGCGGACCCCUCUCCCGAGCGCCCCAGUCCUCCCCGAGCUUACAGCUAUCCCUCUCACUGCUUAUGGUCCGAUGGCGGCGGCGGCGGCGGCAGCGGCUGUAGUUCGAGGGACAGGCUCUCACCCCUGGACGAUGGCUCCCCCUCCAGGUUCGACUCCCAGUCGCACAGGGGGCUUCCUGGGGACCACAAGCCCCGGCCCCAUGGCUGAGCUCUACGGGGCGGCCAACCAGGACUCGGGGGUCAGCAGUUACAUCAGCGCCGCCAGCCCCGCCCCCAGCACUGGUUUCGGCCACAGUCUUGGGGGUCCCUUGAUUGCCACAGCCUUCACCAAUGGGUACCACUGAAGCAGGGGAGAGGUGGCAGGAGCGCCCCGGCCUGCAGCUGACUGAGGACCAGAGUGAGCCAGCGAGGGGACAGGGACCCUCAGCCGCAGCAGCCCAGCCCCUCCGCUGCAACUCGGACCGCUACUGCCUGUCCCCCAACCCUGGGCCCAGUUCCCGCCCUGCUGUCCCCCACGUCUGGCUCCCCUACUAACUCCCCUGUUCUGACCUAGCCCCCUCUCCCCACCUGCCUCUCUUCCUGUUUGCUUUUAUUUAUUUUGGAUUAGCCGGUUCCCUCCCCCCCCAACCAGAUUCCCCCUCUUGGGACUGCCCCAUCCCUCCCUGCCGCCCCCUUUAGAACACCCCUAAGAAGGCUUUGUAUUUGUGCAUAGCUAGAGUGAGGGCAGAGGGAGCCUGCUACAGGCCGCAGCCCCAACCCUUUUUUUUUUUUUUUUUUAAUUCUGGCUUUUCCCUCUUUAGCUUUUUUUUUUUUUUUUUUUUUUAAGAAACUGUUUUUAAACUAUUUCUAGGUUUGUGAAUGUGAAGCCCCAGGCCACAGGGGUUAAGGGGCCAGGCGCCCCCCACCCCACCAGCUGAGUGUCUGUGUGGGUAUGGGCUCCUGGCCACCUCCCUUUAGCCCUGAAGAGGAGGGCAGGGCUGUGGGGUAGGCCAGGCCGAGCCCCUGGAACCAUCCCGUCCUGUAUCAUAUGUAAAUACUGUGAGGUGAAGCCCUACCCCCACCCCUCUCUAAGACCCUUUUGGGUGCUGGCAUUGCCUGAACCCCACAGGGCAAAGGUCCCCACCCCUCCCUGUCUCUGUCCCCUCCUCCUCAGACACCAUUACUGUAAGCUUGCAGACCUCAGCUCUGGCCACAGCAGGCCCACACUCUCAGGCCCCCUCUCCUCCCACCCCGGGUUCAAGGCCUUGAGCCUACUCUCCCCCAAAAAUCCCCAGUGUGGGGGCAAGGGGCCAGGGAAGAGGAGGGCUGGCCUAAGCCACUGCUGGGAAGGAUUUAGCUCUCCAAAGGUCCCUCCUGGCCCCUGCCUAGGUGGGACCUUCGCGGUUUCUGCUCUGAGCCCCUCCCGAACCGUGGGUGGGCAUCGGGGAGCGCUUCAGCAAAGGGCUUCUCAGGGAACCCCCACAUUCUCACUGAAGUUUCCCGCCAGGAUCGUCCCGCGACCAGAGCCCUUGGUAGCCUCCUACCCUUGAGCCCUUUCAGAGAAAAGAGAAGGGCUUCGGGCGUGAACAUGAAGUAGACCUUGCUGGCGUGGCGGGGCUGAGCGGACCUGCUGUCAUCCCCUCUCUGUCCUUCUGCACCCAAGCCCGACGCUGGGGGCGUAGGCUCCCUUUCCCAGCAGAGCCCGAGCCUCGAAGCCCCCUCUGGAGAGUUAACUGUCCGUUUCAGGCGCUCACUCAACCUAUAAGCCCUGAGAACUCAAAGCAAUAAUCUUUGUCACCGAGAUGCGCGGCUGUUUGCGUUUGUUGUGGGUUUUUUGUUUUUAAUAUUUCCUAAUAAAAGAGAAGCUGCAUUUUAUUGGUUUUUAUCUUUAAUUUUCUACACAUCCAAGCUUCAGAAGACUUAGCUUCCUUUUUUCCCCCCCCAAAUCCCUGGACUCUCUUACCCCACUGGGCCUGACGGUGGGUUCAGGGACCUGGAAUUCCAUUUUCUGAUUUGAGAAAAAAAAAAUUUUUUUUAAAGAUGUUACAUGGUGUUUUGAAGCCAGCAAGUUCCACCCUCUGUGUCUCUUCUCUCCACAUCUGUAACUUCUUUUUCCAGGUUUUAUUUUGUUUUAAAUUCCUAAUAAAUUAUUUGAAAACGGU